Molecule: messenger RNA, 555 nt
Organism: Mus pahari (shrew mouse)
Lineage: Eukaryota; Metazoa; Chordata; Mammalia; Rodentia; Muridae
Product: taste receptor type 2 member 104-like
Biological process (GO): sensory perception of taste; detection of chemical stimulus involved in sensory perception of bitter taste; G protein-coupled receptor signaling pathway
Cellular component (GO): membrane
Molecular function (GO): G protein-coupled receptor activity
Source: RefSeq, a predicted model, not a curated record
AUGCUGAGUGCCCUGGAAAGCAUCCUCCUUUCUGUUGCCACUAGUGAAGCUAUGCUGGGAGUUUUAGGGAACACAUUUAUUGUACUUGUAAACUACACAGACUGGGUCAGGAAUAAGAAACUCUCUAAGAUUAACUUUAUUCUCACUGGCUUGNNAAUUUCCAGGAUUUUUACCAUAUGGANAAUAACUUUAGAUGCAUAUACAAAGGUUUUCUUUCUCACCAUGCUUAUGCCUAUCAGUCNACAUGAAUGCAUGAANUACAUAUGGGUAAUUAUUAACCAUCUGAGCACCUGGUUUGGCACCAGCCUCGGCAUCUUUUAUUUUCUGAAGAUAGCAAAUUUUUCCCACUACACAUUUCUCUGGAUGAAGAGAAGAGCUGAUAAAGUUUUUGUCUUUCUAAUUUUUCUUAUAGACAGUAAACUUCUCUUUAUUUUUGGCUUCACUUUGUCAGCCAUGUAUCCCUGUUGUCAUUCCUUUAUCCUAAUUCUAACAAGCANGGAGAUGAAGCAAGCCACUAUGAGGGCACUGCAAAGAUUUAAAUGCUGUGAGACUUAA